UCUCCUGAAAGUCCAACCCACAUUCUCUUUAAAUUCCCUUUCGCGCUGAACCAGAACCUGUACCAGACCCCCUUCUUCUUCAAUGGCGGAACCACCGGACCCCACAGUACCUCGAACCCCUUGUAUAGUCGAAACCAGACCCGAAAUGGGCUCCGAUUCCGACCCAUUUGGGCUCGGACCCGCCGGAAGUGGCGCUUCGACUCCGCCGCCUGGGAUUCGGCGAGUGAAUUUCAGAGCUGUUAUUGACACCAACCCGCCAUUCGGGUCUGUCAAAGAGGCCGUCACUCGGUUUGGCGGAAGCGGUCCAUGGAUACCCUUUUGCAAGCAAGGAAUUGAGGGGUUUGAUAUUAAGAGAAUGGAGGAAGAAACAGCAGAAUUGGAGAAGGAUCUGAUUGUGAAAGAAUUGGAAACACUUGAUGUAUUGGAAGAACUGGGUGCAACAAAAAGAAUGGUGGAAGAAUUGAAAAGGCAGCUACGGAGUGAAGCAUUGAAAUGCUUUCCAUCCCCAAAUUUCAAGGAAAGUUUUGGUGAUAUCAUGAACAAUCACGAACAAACGUUAGGAGAUUCAUGUCCAUCCCCUGAUAUGAUCUUAAUGGAGUUGAAUCAAGCUAAAAUGAAUCUUGGAAAGACAAUAAAUGAUCUGUGUGUCAUUCAAUCUUCUGUUCAAUCUCUGAAUAGGAAAAUGAAUAGAGAGAAGAGCUUGCUGGCCAAGAGACCACACAGGGCAGCGCCCAAGUUUUGUAGGACAGCCACAUUGGAUGAGCAGCAUCACCCAAUUCAAGUGACUAAUGAUGUUGAAUUUAAAGAUGUAUCUGAGGUUUCAUUCAAUACUCCUCAGUUGAGUCCAAUGCGUGGAUCGAUAUCGGAUUAUUUCGCCGGGGUAGCAGCGAACGAGCGCACGAAGGCUUGUUUGAGGACGGCUGAGUUAAGGUUGAUAGCAGCCAGGAAGAUGGAAGAGGCUGCUAGAGCAGCAGAGGCAGUGGCUGUAGCUGAGGUUGAAAUUCUAAGUGGCAUGGAGUAUUCAACUGGGUUUUCCCUGCAAGAGCCUGAGACAAUGGUAUUCAACUUCAAAGAUCAAUUUGAUGGGGCAAAUGCUUCAAAAUUGACCAUUGCAAAGAAGUUGAAGGAAGCAAAAGAAGAGCUUAAUCUUGGUAAGAAAGCUUUGGAGGAAGCUCUAAACAGAGUUGAGCUUGCUAAUAGAAAUCAACUAGUAGCUGAAGAAACUCUACGAAAAUGGGUAGCAGAAAACAAAGAGCCUGGGUUUUACUACCACCCUACGCUCAAUUACCGUCCAUCUGUUCAUCAAGAUUCAAAGCCUGUUCUAAGAUCUGCCAUUUCCAUGAGAGAUGUUCUAAGCAGGAAGCAAGGUUUAAGCGGAGAAAACAUUGGAAGAAGUGAUAGCCAUUGUGAAAACCAGAAGGUUGCUUUGAGUCAAAUGCUCCAUCUCCAUGCGCUAAGAGAAGAUCUAAGGUUUCCUUCAAGAACAGAGAAUGAUAGGAAGGAACAAAAGAAUCCCACAACAGAGAGAAAGAGGUUUGGGUUCAUCCAUAUAGCUCUCCCCAUGAUGAAGCAAAGUAAGAAAAAACCACAACCAUAAACACUGUAUGUAUCUAUUUAUUCAUUCAUUAGUUGUCUAUGGGUUUUGAGUGAUGGUUUUAUAAUACCACUAUGUGAUAUUCAAUCAUUUCAACCGUGAUAUCACUGCUUGUUAAGUGUUUGCUUUGAGGUUUUGUUAGAGGGAUUGGUUGAUGUUUAAUGUGUUUGUUGUUGGAAGUUUAUUUAUUCUUCUUUUGGUUGCCA
Cucurbita pepo subsp. pepo (vegetable marrow) is the source of this 1800-nucleotide messenger RNA. Its product is annotated as WEB family protein At2g40480. Gene Ontology annotation, biological process: chloroplast avoidance movement; chloroplast accumulation movement. Lineage: Eukaryota; Viridiplantae; Streptophyta; Magnoliopsida; Cucurbitales; Cucurbitaceae. Gene Ontology annotation, cellular component: cytosol. The record is from RefSeq and is a predicted model, not a curated record.